Dacryopinax primogenitus is the source of this 1812-nucleotide messenger RNA. RefSeq lists its product as uncharacterized. NCBI's taxonomy places the organism in Eukaryota, Fungi, Basidiomycota, Dacrymycetes, Dacrymycetales, Dacrymycetaceae. The transcript has a single exon. The record is from RefSeq and is a predicted model, not a curated record. Bases 176 to 1687 code for a protein of 503 amino acids.
UUGAACUCCUUACUAGAGGUUAUUUACACUCAUUUACGCUCAUCUGUCACUCGUUCUUUUGUCUCUGGAUAACAACUCCAGAGUCGAAUCUCGAUAUCAAAAUCGCAACAUUCCUUCAUACCGACCACCUACCCUAACAUACCAACCAACCAACCACCCCCUCCUCAUAGGAGCGAUGAACACCCUCGUCUCAGCACCCCAUCUCACACUGGGCGUCCUCCCCCAACCCAGUCCGCCCUCUCCGCCGCGGUCCAAACCUCGCCUCCGACCCCUUUCGCUCCUGCUCGACACCCGGUCUCCUCCCCCCAGUACCUUAAGUGGGAGCACAACGCCGCUCGGUUCCCCCAGUACGGGUGCAGGGAGCGGGAGGAGAAGGGCGAACGUCACGCGGAUGUCGAGUAUCUCUUAUUCCCCCCGCCGCCCGCCUGGAAGCAGCGUCGACAGCGUCCUCUCCCCCCCUGCUGUCCUCUCACCCCCCGCGUCCGCCUCGUCUUCCACCACCGCAGCCCCCUCCAGCUCCGAUACACCCCAGAAGACGCCCAACCCUGCUUCCCUCACCCUAGCGGAGAAACACGCCGACCUACUCACGUUCAUCGCGCAAAAAGAGUCUCGCGUGAUGGAGCUCCGCCGGCAAUUACAGGAUGCCGAAAAAGAGCUUUCGGGCCUGAAGAAGAAGUGGGAGGGGAUCGUUAGCCGCAGUCAGGCGGGUACGGGCACGGCGGGAGGGAAGGAGAAAGGUGUUGGGGAGAAGAGCGUCGAAGUCUUGAAACAUGGGUCGAGGAUUAUAAACGACUUGAUGUUCGAGAGUGUCACUUCCCUCCCUUCGCUUGCUUCCCCCUCCUCUUCCAGCUCAGGGGGCGCACCUAGCACACCAGGGCCCUUCAGUCCCAUUCAGGGGAAAGCGACACAUGUACAGAUGCAGCCACUCAAGCUUAGAGGGGAACAGAGGCAGUCGAUCUCCUCCCUCUCCUCAGCGAGCUCAACGACCGAGGACUCCUCCGCACCCCGCUCGCCUUCUCCUCUCAGCACUCUCUCCUCCGCUACUGCAAAAUCUGUUGAAGGUCCGACUCUGCACGCCUUGACGUCCACGUUGGGAAAAGCGAUCCAGGACCUGAGGUCCUCGGACGCGUACACGAGCUCUUCAAAGCGCGCUAGUCAGCUUUUCUCCUCUGGGUUGGGGCAGCUUAGUGGUCUUGGGUUCGGGUUUGCACCUGCUGGGAUGGAGAACGGGACGGGAACGGGAACGGGAACGGGGACGGGGAAGAACGGACUGGCGGAUUAUGGUGAGCGGCUCACGUCCCCCAGCUCGAGGAAAUCGGGAUCUAUCUCCUCUCUCGCUGCCCCUCCAACCGCAAGCGCUACUGCAUCAGCAUCUGCAACUUCCCCAACUCCCAACUCCCGAUCCCCCACCUCUCCCAACCCCGAUCACCCCCGGUCCCUCUCCGCCCUCACACUAGGUAUAACGACCCAAGUCUCCCGCCCGCCCGCUCUCUCCCCCAUCCCCAGUCCUAGGAGCGCAAGCUCCGUCAAUCUCAACCUCAUGGACGACCCUCUUUCGGAAGCGCUCCUGGGCGUGGGGGAGGAGGUGUUGUUACCCCUGCCUGUGGCUCUUAGUGCAGGCGGGAGUGGGAGUGGGAGUGGGAGGGAGGGAGUGGAGGAGGGGGACGAUGAUGCUUGGGGCUGGUGACCCUCUUCUGUGGAUUGUUCGGAGCUGCAGGGGGAUGUGGGGGUUUGUCAUGCAUGCAUGUGAUGGAAUGUUGGUAUCUUAUUUUAUGUCGAAUGGGCUGGAACCUGGUCAAUAUGUUAUUUUCC